Molecule: messenger RNA, 2356 nt
Organism: Gossypium raimondii (Peruvian cotton)
Lineage: Eukaryota; Viridiplantae; Streptophyta; Magnoliopsida; Malvales; Malvaceae
Product: probable pectinesterase/pectinesterase inhibitor 51
Exons: 2
Coding region: 363-2096 (577 amino acids)
Biological process (GO): cell wall modification
Molecular function (GO): pectinesterase activity; pectinesterase inhibitor activity
Source: RefSeq, a predicted model, not a curated record
UUCCUUCCCUCCGCUUCCCCACGCCCACAGUUUUCCUCGUUUCCUAACCUUCAUUCCAUUUAGUUUCACCGCAUCAAAAACAAAAGCUUUCCCUCUUUUCUUUGGGAUUACUUUUUCUACCCAAUCAAUCUCGUGACUGACAGUAAAUGGCCACGCCUUCCAUUUCCACUUCCACUGCUUCCAUUGGCAAACUUCCAAACUCUAACAUGCCCUGCCCAUUCCCAAGCGCCCCGUGACUCCUUUCACUCUUCUCUUCUCGUGAUUUCAUUCGCUUUCGUUCCAAACCAACACAUAUCUCCAAAUUUUACCCAACUCCCAAAUUCCUAAUCAACUCUCCUUAUCAUAUUUAUACCCCCCCCACCAUGCAUUCAUCUUCACCACCUCCUUCUCACCAGUCCCACAAAAAACAUCCCAGAAGAAAUCCCUGGAAUUCCACUUCUCUCCUUGUCUCACUAUCCAUGUCUGCUUUUCUUCUCCUUUCCCUUCUUUCCCUCUCCCAUUUCUUCAUCUUCUCUUCUUCCAGUCAUCACCCACCUCAUAACUCCCCUGUUUACGCCUCUGACUCCUCUCGAAUCCGCCUUGCUUGCAAAUCCACUCGCUUCCCACAACCCUGCGAAUCCUCCCUUUCGCGAUCCUCUCUUCUUCCUCCUAAUCCGACCUCCCUCCAAUUCAUCCAAUCCGCCAUUUCCGUCUCUUCCGAUAACCUCAAAACCGGACAAUCCAUGGUGAAAUCCAUCCUCGACUCUUCCAAAGGCAACCUCAACCGCUCUAACGCCGCCGCCAUCUGUCUCAACAUCCUUUCUAAUUCUGAUUACCGCAUAAGAUCGACCAAUGCCGCUCUGGCACGUGGCAAGAUCAAGGACGCUCGUGCGUGGAUGAGCGCGGCCCUUUGCUACCAAUACGAUUGUUGGAGCGCGCUCAAGUACGUAAAUGACACCAAAUUGGUCGGUGAAACGAUGGCGUUUUUGGACUCUUUAACGCAACACAGCAGCAACGCGUUGAGCAUGAUGGUCGCCUACGAUAAUAUCGGGGAGGACAUAGCCGCGUGGGUCCCUCCCAAGACGGAACGGGACGGGUUCUACGAGAACGGGUCGGGUGGGACGGAGCUGGGGUUUAACGGGGGUUUACCGUCAAACUUGAAGACGGACGUAACGGUGUGUAAAGACGGGAGGGGAGGGUGUUACAAGACGGUGCAAGAGGCCGUCAACGCAGCACCGGCACCGGCAAAUGCAGAGAGUACACGCCGUUUCGUGAUAUAUAUAAAGGAAGGUGUGUACGAAGAAACGGUGAGGGUGCCACUGGAGAAGAAAAAUGUGGUCUUUUUGGGGGAUGGAAUGGGUAAAACCAUCAUUGCGGGUGCUUUAAAUGCAGGGAUGCCUGGACUCACCACUUAUGAGACUGCUACUGUCGGGGUUCUUGGGGAUGGAUUUAUGGCGAGUGGACUCACAAUCCGGAACACAGCAGGCCCUGAUGCCCACCAAGCCGUAGCCUUUAGAUCAGAUAGUGAUCUUUCUGUCAUUGAGAACUGUGAAUUCCUAGGCAACCAAGAUACUCUCUACGCUCACUCCCUCCGCCAGUUCUACAGGAAGUGCCGUAUUCAGGGGAACGUGGACUUCAUCUUCGGGAAUUCUGCCUCGGUGUUCCAAGAUUGUGAAAUUUUGGUUGCUCCCCGGCAGGUAAAACCCGAAAAAGGUGAGAACAAUGCUGUGACAGCUCAUGGUAGAACUGAUCCUGCUCAAUCGACUGGUCUGGUUUUCCAGAACUGCUUGAUCAACGGAACUGAUGAAUACAUGAGAUACUAUUAUAGCAAGCCUAAAGUGCACAAGAACUUUUUGGGAAGGCCAUGGAAGGAAUAUUCAAGGACAGUUUUUAUAAAUUGUGUUAUGGAAGCACUUAUUAAUCCGAAUGGAUGGAUGCCAUGGAAGGGUGACUUUGCAUUGAAAACACUCUUCUAUGGAGAAUUUGGGAAUUCUGGUCUUGGAUCCAUUCCAUUGAACAGAGUUCCAUGGAGUACUCAAAUUCCACCCCAGCAUGUACAUACAUUUUCAGUCCAAAAUUUCAUUCAAGGAGAUCAAUGGAUUCCAACAUCAUCUUGAUUCCCCCCAGGAAUCAUGUUGAUUGCAAAGUUAAGAUGAUAAGAAUUCCAAGAAUGUAAACCCAAGGAAAGUUUAGCUAAACAUGAUCAUAUUCAUCUGUAACAAAAUCUUCAUUGGAGAAUGAAGGGUUAGUGCCUUAGCCUACGCUAUUUUGUCCUUUUCAUUUUUCCUAAAUUAUCUGUAUAUACAUAUUUGAAGUUUGGGUGUGUAAUGGAAUAUGUUUCUCAAAUAUAUAGAAAAACAUCAAAAAUUGUUUAGUA